Molecule: messenger RNA, 4859 nt
Organism: Dicentrarchus labrax (European seabass)
Lineage: Eukaryota; Metazoa; Chordata; Actinopteri; Moronidae
Gene: tjp3
Product: tight junction protein 3
Exons: 30
Coding region: 382-4395 (1337 amino acids)
Biological process (GO): cell-cell adhesion; cell-cell junction organization; positive regulation of blood-brain barrier permeability
Cellular component (GO): plasma membrane; bicellular tight junction
Molecular function (GO): cell adhesion molecule binding
Source: RefSeq, a predicted model, not a curated record
ACCAACACACAUACCACUGACAGUGGGAGCAAGUGGACCUAUUUGACUUUAUGAACCCACCAGAAAGGGAAUAAUUGAGGGUGCGGGUCUUUUCUCUGGAGUGAUGGACACAUGACCUCUCUGUAGGAAGCAAAGGAAUGUAGCUUGUUUUUUUUCUAGAUUUUAAGUUGAAUAUUUCAAAGUGUCCUGUGGCCUCUUUCUGUGGAUUGUUUGUCUUCUGGGGGCUUGGAGACCUGCAUCAGUGGGGCUGAGAUACAGACUACAUGGUCAUUUACCGCCCUGCACCGACUCGUCUGGAUUUUUUUGUGUGUCUUUAUCAGUCAGACCGACUGAGGUAGUGAGCCGGUGUUUACAGAGGAAAAACAAAACACUGUUAUCAUCAUGAAUAUGACGCAGCGAAUGAAACUACUGAAGCACUUUGGCUCUGUGCCGCCGGAGCCGCCACCUCCACUGCUGGUGGUGCCUAAACCAGGUAUGGAGGAGCUAACAAUAUGGGAGCAACAUACAAUAACACUAAACAAAGAUCCCAAACUGGGGUUUGGCUUUGCCAUAUCGGGAGGCAAGGACAAGCCUCACCCAGACAGCGGGGAUACCAGUGUGAUGGUGUCAGAUGUGCUGCCAAAUGGACCGGCCAUGGGACGACUGUUCACCAAAGACCAAAUUGUCAUGGUCAAUGGCGUGUCUAUGGAGAACAUCCACUCUAACUACACCAUUCAGAUCCUCAAGUCGUGCGGCAAGACAGCAAAUGUGACAGUGAAACGCCCUCGCAAGAUCCAGAUUCCAGCAACCACCAGACCAUCCCGGGCCGCCUCCCAUUCCAACCUGCUGGACCCGGAUCCCCCCAGACGAACACGACGCUACUCUGACGGUAGCGACAACAGGGACAGCAACCGCUACCGUUCCCGUGCCCGCAGCACUACGCCAGACCGCAACGGGCAUGGAAACACACUACCGUUGAUGUCGUCCGGGUACAAGAGGCUGCCAUAUCAGGACGUUGCAGACAAACCCAUCAGAACUACACUGCUUAAAAAGAAAAUCACAGAUGAGUAUGGAUUGAAGCUGGGCAGUCAGAUAUUCAUCAAGCACAUGACAGAAACAGGCCUGGCUUCAAAGGAGGGAACGCUGCAGGAGGGAGACCUCAUUCUCAAGAUCAAUGGCAUGACAACGGAGAAUCUAUCCCUGCUGGAAACCAAGCACCUGGUGGAGAAGAGCAGGGGCAAACUGACCAUGACGGUCCUCAGGGACGAACGCAAGUUCCUGGUCAGCAUCCCAGAGGUGGAGGACAGCGCCCCCAACAGCGAGGACGACCACCGCCGAGAUAGCAGCUCUGAACUGGAAGACAUUUCAGACAUUGACGAAGACCUCCCCACACACAGAACGUCCCGUCAACCCACCAGAGAGAAACGGACACGCAGAACGAGAGCUGAACCUCCUCCAGCCAAGUCUCGGGAUUCAUCCCCACUGCGUUCCACCUUGACUCGGCCUCCUGUAAAAACCUACGCCUCUCGAAAAGCUCCAUAUGAUUCGGAGUCCGACCGCAGUGCCUCUCCUCCUCCUCCUCCUCCUGUCAGGAGAACCAGUCCGGACACAAGGGACCACUCUAGCAAAUACAAAACUCUGUCUGGUGUGUCCACCCUCCCCAACCCACGGUCCUCUCCUGUAGUUCCCAGCUGGAGCACCUCUCGCCCCACCUCCUCCGCCUCACGGCCCCGAAAGCCAGUGUCGGACUCAGACUCUGACCGCAGUGCUUCCCCUCCACCGCGCAGAGCGAGCCCCCGCCCAGACAGAUACAAAGUUCUUCCUGAUCUGCCCCAUGCAGGGCUGAGAGCCUCCCCCAUCAAUGUUCGCCAGGAGCAACCAAGGAGGGUGAGCUCUCCUCUCAGGGUCCCGCCCCCAGACUCUGAUUCGGAGUCGGACGGCGGCAUGGGGCCUCCUCAGAGGCAGAGCACCACGUACAGUCAGGACUCCCUCAGCAGAUACAGAGUCCUCCCGGAGGUUGCUGUGGAGCCACCGAAAUGGAGCGUCUCCAGCGUCACUGCCAGCAAUCCACCACAGAGAGCUCGUUCAGACUCUGAAUCGGAGGCCAGUUAUGCCUCCGUCCCUCGCAGGCACUCCACAGACAGCAACAACUCUGACACCGCCAAAAACCGAUACAGAGUCUUGCCUGAAGUUAAACCCACUCCAGUCGCUGUGAAGCAGGAGCCUCCUCGUCGUGUGCCAUCACCCACCAGACCACCUCCCGAUGAUUCCUCAGAGUCAGACCAGCUGUCACAUCUCAGGAGGUCUGGGAGCUCUGAGCGGGGAGACACACACAGCCGUGUUCCUCGUGCUGCUAAUGGAACUGGCACCCUCAGGUCUGGGAUUUCAGUGAAGAGCAACCCACCAGUCUACUCCAAACCUACAGAAGAGCCCAUCUACUCCCUACCUCCAGAUUCUUACCCAUCACCUAAUCCAGGGUACAGCUCAGACGUUCACACAGUAUCGUUUGUGAAGGAGGGCAGUGUGGGUCUGAGGCUUGUGGGGGGCAACGAUGUUGGUAUAUUUGUUGGUGGAGUUCAGCCAAACAGCCCUGCAUAUGACGAGGGAAUGAAAGAGGGAGACCAGAUCAUGCAGGUAAAUAAAGUUGAUUUUGGUCAUUUCACACGAGAAGAGGCUGCCAACUUCCUCCUGAACAUCAAAAAAGGAGAGCGGGUAGAAAUCUGCACGCAGAACAAGAUGGACAUUUAUAAGAAGAUCAUCAAGUCCAACCUGGCAGACAACUUCUACAUCCGCACCCACUUUGACCACGAGGCAGAAGGCCCCAUUGGUCUGAGCUUCACCAGAGGAGAAGUGUUCAGGGUGGUGGACACGAUGCACCGCGGGAAGUUGGGCAACUGGCUGGCUGUCCGCAUGGGGAACGACCUGCAUGAGAGGGAUAAAGGCACCAUCCCCAACCAGGCCAGGGCUGAGACGUUGGCCAGCAUAGAGCAGGUGCAGAGGGCGAGCGGAGACAGGCAGGUGUCAGGACCCAGAGCUGAGUUUUGGAAACUACGGGGACUCAGAGGGAACAAGAAGAACGAAAAGAACGUCCGUCGGACUCGUGACGACCUGUUGCAGCUCACCAUUCAGGGGAAAUUCCCUGCCUAUGAGAGAGUCCUGCUCAGAGAAGCUAAUUUUAAACGACCUAUUGUCAUUAUGGGUCCUCUUAAUGAUAUUGCCAUGGAGAAGCUGGCCAGAGAGAUGCCUGAUGAGUAUGAAGUUGCAGACAUGGUUCCUCGCAGUGGAGCAGGAGACAGCGCCUCCACAGUUAUUAAACUGGACACUGUGAGGAGAAUAGCAGAGAAGGACAAACACCCUCUUCUGGACAUCACUCCCACUGCAGUUGAAAGGCUGAACUACAUCCAGUACCACCCAAUGGUCCUGUUUUUGGACCCUCACAGCCGCAAGGACGUCAAGACAUUAAGGCAGAAGUACAGCCCCGACUCCAACAAGAGCUCCAGACGCCUUUACACGCAGGCCCUGAAGCUGAGGAAACACUGCAGCCACCUUUUCUCAGCACGUAUUGACCUGCAGCCCAACUCCAGUGUUUGGUAUCAGAGUCUAAAGGAUAAGAUCCGCCACCAACAGUCCAAACCGGUCUGGGUGUCUGAAGUGACGUUGGAAAGUGGUGCAGAACAGGACUUGGAUGCUCUGGACCAAACCCAGUCAGACUACCUCAGUGCUGCCAGUGACCUGGAGGACACUGACGGAGAGGCCUUCACCGAUGGAGAGGCCUACACCGACAAUGAGGACCUGGAGGAGGCUUACCCAGGUCAGAACGCUGCCUCUAGGUUGGCUGGAGCUGCUUUAGCCCGAUCAUCUGAGCCCGCCUUAGGGCACCCCAGCACCACCGUAGACCCUGAGCUUCACGACGACACAUACUCUCUCAGAGAAAUUCCACCGUUGAUGCACGUACCUGAGCCCAAGUCGCUCCGCCGGGAGAGUUACAGCCCAAAUCACAGCGAUGUUGAGGAGGAAGAGCCCUCUCAUCGUAGUUUUACAGACUCAGAUUUCAGCACCCUUGAUGUAAUUGCUCCCACUUCUCCGUCAGACGGACCCCCAGACUUUAUAGCCCCCACCCCCAGUCGCUACUCUGUGAAUGAGCCUUCAUAUGCUGAGGUGCAGCGUGAGAGCCAACAACAUGCCAGCCUGUCCGCUAUUGAGGAGAAAUUACAACAGGCUCGCUCUGCAGAGCCAGAGCCACAGGCACAGGCACAGGCACCUCCUGAGGAGAGGAAGGGUCCUCAGUUCAUCGUGCUGGCACAUCAUCACCAAGCAGUCCAGUACAGACGGACACAGAUCCGAGGCAGCGACAGCUCUGAGGAUGACGAGGCCGAGGCGGAGGACAUUGAAUGGGGUCCUGCAACAGAACUCUAGAGUCUGUGUCAAGGAUUAAAUAUUGAGUCUACUGAUCUCUACGAGGACACAGAAACUAUUUCACUCCACCGAGAAACUCUUUUUGUAAAUGUAUUUUCUGUAGAAGCAGUUUUUAUCUGAAGAUGUUGGUCGGCCAUGUUCAGGUGUGGGAUACUGGAUAUUCAAGAUUUCUACAACCUUUUAACAGAUCACUAAAAGUUUGAAUGUCUUAAGAAAGGUUCUCACAUGCAUGCAAAUCAAAGUGCCUGAUUUCUUUUUCAUAUUUUUUUAUUUAAAUAACACCAUGUCAAACAAAUGCUUUGCCCUUUGUUACUGCUGCUGUAUGUAACAUACAAACAAGUUCUAGUUUUAUUAGAAAUUAUACCAAAUUAGUCUCUUUUCAUAGAAAUAUGCAAGAACAUUUAUUAAAUGUGUGGAUGUUUCUAUAACGUUUUCUACAUUAAACGGUUUUCUUGAGUUCAAAA